AUGAGGAGCUAGCUCAUGUGGUAGAGCACUCCCCUCUGAUCCUUGAGGUCAGGGGUUCGAUCCUUACCCCCAACAUUAUGUUGGGGUAUUUCCUUAGCAUGCUUUGCAUGCUUUACCAGCCAAUGUGCUGGUAGUUCCUACAAGGCUAGUAGCCUUGAUAGGGAUUAGCCCUUGGGCUGACUUAAUUUCCCAAUCAAAAAAAAAAAAAAAAAAAAAGAGUAACAACUAACAAGCCAUGUCUAGCUUGUUUGGAGUCGGGUCAAUUAAAAUUCAUUCAGGAAUCCAAACUCAAAAUGAAAAUUGGAAAAAACGAGCACAAGUGUUCCCGCCGCAUCAAAUUGAAAUUGCGCUCCUCUUGCCCUCCGAUCCCGCUAUUUCUCAUUUCCGCUUGAACCCCUUCCAAAUAAACCCAAUUCCAAAACCCCCUAAAUUUCUUCUUCUUCCGAACUCCCCAAAUCCCUAAUUUUUCUGAUACCAAAUUUCCGCACGAAUUUGUCCGUAACAAUUGUGUUAUUCCCGUCCUCAAAGGUCAGUGUCCUAAUUCGAUUUAACUCUUAAUCCGUUGUGAUUCAAACUCUUUUUGCAAUUAACUUAUUUUUGUAUCUUAAAUUUCUGUCUAGGGUUUUGAAAUAGUAUUUUCUGUGUAAACUUUAGUUAGAUUGAAUUUAUGGGUGAGGAUAAAUCUGGAAAGUUAAAGGAGAAAGAGGUUCGUCCUCCAUUGGGUGAUGUAACAAAUCAACUUGGUAAAAGACCAUUUUCUUUGAUUUCACGUAGUCCAGCUUCUAAAUCUAAGAGUGGAAAUAAUCAAAUUUCUGAUGAAUCAGAUACUGAUUCUAAUUUCUGGAAGCAAGUUUCUUUGGUAGUAGAGAAAUUAGAAAAAGAAAGAAGUAGCGUUUCCAAAUGCCCUAAAAUUAGUAAUGAAGUUGGUUUGUCCCCCUUGAAAGGCGGAAAAACUUAUCGCUUAUUGAACUCAUCUGGAAAGGGUUUGCAAAAUGUUGUUCAUCCGGCUAAGGGGACGUCUAGUUCUGUGCUAGAUAGCAUAGUUUUGGAUGCUGUUAAUCUGGGUGAUGCUGCUAAAGAAAGCCGGGUUUUGGGGGUGAAAGUGGGUGAGAGCUCGAUAUGUGUCGAAAGGGAUCAUGUUGAGGGUGGAAAGGAGUGCCAAAAUGAGGAAACAAGAGCAAGUUCUUAUGUUGCUGAUAAUGAUAGUACUCAUGAAGUGUUAGGUACUCAAGUUGUUGUGAGUGACGAUUGUGGAAAUCUUGGUGUUGAGGGCUUGACUACUAGUAGAUCUGAAUCGGUCGUGAGUUCGAGGUUGACUGAGUCACAGGAGAUAAAAGGAUUUGGAUUGGAGAGAUGCGCGGCAUUGAAAAAAGAUGGUGGAUGUAGUUUUGCUGCUGGGAUGGACUUGCUUAAGCAGUGUUCAUGCUCAUUUUGCACUAAAGCUGCUUAUAUGUGGUCUGACCUGCAUUACCAGGAUGUGAAAGGCCGGAUAUCAAUAUUGGCCAAGAGUCAGAAGGACGCGAGCAAUUUGGCUCAAAAAUACUCCGUGGAGAAUGAAAUGGGCAGACAUGCCCAACCAAAUUCUAGUGAUGCUGCACAAAUAGAAGCUGAUCUCACAACUCAAUGGAGGUCCCUCUUUCUUCAUUUGGAGGAUAUGUUUGGCAGUGAAGGCAGCCAAUUACAAAACAGUUUCCUUGCUCUGAAGGAUUUAAGAGAGGAUUUCAAGAUAAAUUUAGAAUCGAUCACUGGAAUACCUUUGGAUAUGCAACAAUCUUCGUCUGAUGCUUCUGAUCAUACGAUAGUCUAGGAAGUUUUUCUCUGCAGGUGUGGCUUUCUCCAUCCCCUUGUCUCAGUUUAGGACCUUUUUAUAGCUCGAAUCACACCCCUGCGUGAUGUCAGUAGCGUCUGUAUCAAUGUAAUACACGAUUUGCAAAUGUUUAUAGUUGAAGUUAUGGUUCUGAUCUACGUUACCAUGUA
Molecule: messenger RNA, 1977 nt
Organism: Beta vulgaris subsp. vulgaris (sugar beet)
Lineage: Eukaryota; Viridiplantae; Streptophyta; Magnoliopsida; Caryophyllales; Amaranthaceae
Exons: 4
Coding region: 668-1807 (379 amino acids)
Source: RefSeq, a predicted model, not a curated record